Messenger RNA from Akanthomyces muscarius, 2694 nucleotides. RefSeq lists its product as uncharacterized. Lineage: Eukaryota; Fungi; Ascomycota; Sordariomycetes; Hypocreales; Cordycipitaceae. Bases 1 to 2694 code for a protein of 897 amino acids. The transcript has a single exon. The record is from RefSeq and is a predicted model, not a curated record.
AUGGCUUCCUCAAGUACCGCGCUCUCUAAGACGGCCAUCAACACCCUGCGCGGCGUUCUGUUCACGACCUCCUUCUCUGUCGUCCUGCUCGCAGAGGAGCGCCGCCGCCGCAUCAAGAUUGCCCGUGCCGCCGUCGACAAUGCCCGAAAGAUCCACGCCGCCAAGGCGAACCGCGGUGCCGAGGCGGCCGUGGCGCUUGAACCCUUCGAUUUAGAGGCUCACUUGGCCAAGCUCGAGCCCGAGUCUUUCAUUACCCAGUCACGCGCGCGCAGGAACCCGUACCGCCGAGAAAAAACAAAAGAAGUCGACAAUAUGAACGUCUCUGGCGUCGCGGACAGCCUCCCCGAGUCUCGAGCUGCUGAACGCGAUGCGCCGCUCCGAAAGGUUCAAAAUGAAUACAUACCCCUUGUGCAUAUUGCUGAGGUCAUGGCUUCUGGACGGAGGUCUUACGAAGCUCCAAGGGCCAAGCGCUCUACGGCGCUCAAGAAAUUACAAAGAAACCCCGCUACGGUUGACCAGAUUGCUGAGCUUAUGGCUGUUGGGCUAGGCGCGAGCGAGGCUCCAGCUACCACCCGUCCGAUCACCAUCUCGAGAGUCUCCACGCAAAACAACUCAGCGUUGCCCAGUCACAGACUUGAAUACGAUCACCUGAGGGUUACCCCACGAGAUAGUAAAGAAGCCUCUGUGGAGUAUAACGACGCCGUGGCAGCUCUGAUCGAGGCGGUUCAAGCUCUACCAGAGCAGCCCAACACGAAUCAAGAACAAUCGCACACAUUCGGUACAGCGGUGGCAGCUCUGCAAGGGGUUGGAACUCACAACGGCACCCGACGGUCCUUCCGAGAAAUACUGAAAGAUGUCGUUGUCAACCUGCUCAAAUAUUCUGUGGACCUGACUGCAGAUGAAAUGAGAGCAGUGUUGCAAGCGUCGCUCUUUUUGAAACGAUCUCUUGUCACAAUACUUGCUCGAUUCCUUGCCUGGAUGGACGAACAUCGGCCAGAGGAUGCUAUAGAGGUCUCAAGAAACAUCAUAGCAUUCUUUACGCAACCAGAGCAAGCUCUCGUGUGGAAAGAUGGGCAACUUGUUCAGGAACUUAUCAAAGUACAGAGCGCCCACUGCUCCAGCCUUGCAAUCAAGGAGUACAGCAUGCUCAAAUCUGCUGGCCUAUUCGCGGAUAUGAAGAUGCCGGAGCUGGAAUACGACAUCAGAAGAGAGGUGGUCAUCGCCGCCUGUACAGCCGGGCAAACGCGGCUCAUCGACGGCGAAAUGGAUGUGCUACGUCGGCUAAAGGGAGACAAAGUUGAGACUGAUUUUGCCCUUCAGGCUGCCCUUAUGACGCAACAGGUGACUCUGGGUGCCUGCGAUACAUUGUUCGACUCACUGCGAGACCUCAAGAGGUGCACGAAGCCUUCAUCUAUGGAGUUUCAAGGGCAUCUGCGCCGUGUUACAGACGUUUUCGCCAAGAUGCAUGAUGUUGAGGAGCUAGGCCGCUGGCUUAAAUACGCUGCAGAAACAUACGACAUGAAGCUCCGAACCGAUUGGGCCUUUACUGUGCUGAAUGGGUAUGCUUACUAUCAUGACAUUGAGGGCAUGAUGACGUGGCUAGAAUAUUGUCUCGCGCAUGGUCUCAAGGUUGACUUUGACUUUGCCACUGAGUGGAAGAAAACCUGCCGAGGACAUUUGCGUUUCAGCAAGGCUAACGUGCAAAAGCUAUGGACCAGACUAGCCAAGGUCAUGUCACUGCCACAAAUGGAUGGUAGUGGCCACGAAGCCAAACACCGCCGGGGAGAUCUUAGCAGACGGAUGGCGGAGCUGACGGAAAGCGGGCUUUGGGACAAGGCCUGCCUUGUAUUUGAGGCCGCACUGUCAAAGUCUCGAGACGUUUGCGAAUUCAGCUUUGAACUGGCGCUAGAAGCACAUACACAAGCCAAUGGCGGCAAUGCGGAACCAGCUCUUCGACUGCUGGAGCGUGCCCGCGGCCAUGGAAAAGACACCACCGUCGCAUUGCACAGGUUUCUUGCCAAGGAGAUUGAAAGCAGGCAAAGCAGCGACAUUAGGGGUCUGCUUUCUCGGGCUGUGGAAUGUGGAUGCGUUAUCCCGGCUGACAUCUAUACGCUUGCUGUGCAAAAGGUGGUGGAGAAGGAUCUCUACGCGGGCCACGACAUUUUGCAGCUGGGGGUGAAGCAGCUGGGCCAUGGCAAGCUUGCGUACAAUGGAUAUUGUUUCGCGAAACUGCUUUAUAUAUAUAUCGCGACUCAUCGAUACGAUGCGGCGCAACGGCUGGUAUCCGAGUUUGUCUCUGACCGGCCGUUUUGGCACGGAACCAGACUGUGCAAGGAAAGCAUCAAGUUUGGAAUCAGAGAGCUUGCGAAACGAGCGGCCACGAAGAUGGACGCAGGCGAUACCGGCGAGUGUGAGGAUAGCGCACUGAACCGCGAGCUGCGGCUUGCGGAAAGUUUGCAGCAAGCACUGGAGCAUAAUGAAGAAAGUCGUCACGAAGGUGGAUAUCAGGCCACCAUUGCGGACAUGAUUAUGCAGGUGGUGGAGGAGGCAGCCAAAGGAAAGGAUGCCGCCACAGCCUUGGAAUGGCAAAAAAAGAAGCUCGCAAAAAGAGCCGUCAGAAGAGCGCAUUCCAGUCCGUGGACGGCGUCUGCGUUGCAAAAGGGUGGCAUCGCGCAUAUCAGUGUGGAUGCGUGA